AUGUUAUCGAGACCAAUACUACGUUCUGAUAAGAAGAACCAAAACACCAUCAAAGUGGUCGCGGGACAGCCAGAUAUUAGUAGUAAAGCACGACUUCGAGGUAGGGUAAAUCUAGGCGGCUAUAAUGUGGGAAGUAAUUUACUCGAAUGGCAUGAACUUCAACACUGGCAGCAAGACAAUGAAUACAUCAUAUCAGGAUACAGACCUGCCUCGAAUUCACUUCUAACCUCUCUGUGGAGCUUAGGUCAUAUACAUAACGAGACAAUCAACAUAUACUCUCAUUUAUUCGGCUCCAUUCUCUUCGCUACUCUUCCAUUUUCUCUCUAUAGACAAAUCGCUCCACGCUAUGCCACUGCAACGAUAGCAGAUAUUGUCGUGUUCUCGACCUUUUUCUUUGGAGUAGCUAUUUGCUUUCUACUUUCAGCUACUUUCCAUCUUCUAGCAAACCACAGUAAGAGAGUUAAUGCACUUGGCAAUCAACUCGACUAUCUAGGCGUUGUGAUCCUGAUGUGGGGUUCCACAAUCCCGACUGUUUACUAUGGAUUUUACUGCGAUCCAGCUAUCCAGGAAACAUAUUGGAUAAUGAUAUCACUCUCCGCAGCGGCCUGUGCAAUCACCACUCUCCACCCCAAAUUCCGGCACUCAGCCUUUCGUCCAUACAGAGCAAUUAUGUACAGUUGUCUGGGGCUUUCCUCUAUCACCUUCGUCAUUCAUGGUCUUAUACUAUACGGGUAUGACACGCAAAAUUGGAGAAUGAGUUUAGAUUGGAUGGGAAUCAUGGCUGGGUUCAAUUUGUUUGGUGCUUUUGCCUACGCUGCAAGGAUACCAGAGAAAUGGUUUCCACGUCGCCACGACAUCUUAGGUUCAAGCCAUCAGAUUCUCCAUUUUAUGGUUAUUUUUGCGGGAUUAGCACACAUGGCUGGGCUUUUGAGAGCUUUUGACCAUAUACAUUCGGAUACAUUCCAAUGUAUUUGAUUUGUUCAAAAUGUUGCGAGGAAUUUGCGCCACUGUAGUCUGGAGGAAAGGGGGGGCGCGAUCUUAUUUAAGGGGGCCUUCAAGUACACACAUACGACAAAAGGUUGAUAUAAUGUUCAAGCUUCUCUUAGGACCUCCAGCUAGUAAACACAGUGUAUCCAAUAAUUCGGACUGCGUAUAUGGUUCUAGAGAACUUUAUUUAGUUUGUCUAGCUCGCGGUUCGAUUAAAGUACUAGCAGACUAUUGAAUGUACUGAGGAAACGAUUUAAGCCCAACACGGUCUUGAAUAUAUUCUUGCACAUAUUUAAAUCUACCA
This is a messenger RNA of Botrytis cinerea B05.10, 1291 nucleotides long. RefSeq lists its product as hypothetical. Gene Ontology annotation, molecular function: signaling receptor activity. The coding region runs from base 1 to 975 and encodes 324 amino acids. Lineage: Eukaryota; Fungi; Ascomycota; Leotiomycetes; Helotiales; Sclerotiniaceae. The record is from RefSeq and is a predicted model, not a curated record. Gene Ontology annotation, cellular component: membrane. The transcript has 8 exons.